AUGAAGCGGACAAUCAUUUCAAACUCAAAAUACCUUCUAUCCCGAUCAGUUUACAAAACCCAUCCAGAACUGUUCACAUCGGAAUCCAAACACCUAAGAACGGUCAUCAAAAGUCAACAACAAAGUCCCGCGAAUUCUACUAUCCUCAGAGCAUUCAGUAAUACCCGUCCCAAUCAAACCGUUCACAGGCGGUUUGGCGAGGAGAGCAAGAAACUAAGAAUCAGAUGGUCACUUACCCCGUCCCGGAAUGGGCAAUACCGGAAAUGGUCCUAUGACCAAAAAGGUUCCGAACUACCUUCGUGGAUGUGGUACAUCGGUGCUGCUGGUGGGAUUUAUUAUGUUAGUCACCUAGAGAAAGUCGAAUUGACCGGUAGAUGGCGUUUCAUGGAUACGAGCAUUCAAGCUGAAAUCGCUACAGGAGAAGAAGUUUAUAUGGAAACAUUAGCUCAAUUUCGCUCGAAACUUUUACCUCCAACCCAUCCGACCACUAGAUUCAUUACCAGUGUCGCUCAAAAAAUCAUCCAAGCUUCAGAGCUGGCUCAGCGCCCUGAUGAAUCCAUCGACAACUUGACAAGUUCAUCCCCUGAGUUUGAUGACUGGGCAUCUCCCGGGAGUUCGUUCUCUUCGGACCCGCGCCCGGUUCCAGAUUGGAAAAUUCACGUGAUUGAUGAGCCCAAAAUUCAGAAUGCGUUCGUUAUUCCAGGUGGGAAGAUAUUUGUUUUUACAGGAAUCUUGCCGAUCUGCCAAAAUGAAGCUGGUUUAGCGACUGUUUUAGGACAUGAAGUAGCUCAUCAAGUCUUGAGACACCCCGCCGAACGAAUGUCCAGCUUGAAAGUCAUCUUCCUGUUGACCACACUGUUGAGCGUCAUUGGACUUGAUCCAGGCACAUGCCGCGCCGCUGUCACGCUGCUGAUGACUUUGCCAAACUCACGUCGAAGUGAAAUUGAAGCCGACCAAAUUGGGCUGAACAUUAUGGCUUCCGCGUGUUAUGAUCCAAGGGAAGCUAUCGGAGUUUGGAAAAGAAUGGACGAGCAUGAUCGGUCGAGUCGAACAGCCAGAAAAGCUACCGAGUUUCUUCAAACACAUCCCACUCAUGAUAGAAGAAUAGAAAAGAUCACUUCCUGGCUGCCCGAAGCUCAGAGUUAUUUAGACCGAAACUGCGGAUUUACAAAUAAAGCCUUUCGAGAAUACAACCGUUGGAAUCCUUGA
Molecule: messenger RNA, 1209 nt
Organism: Puccinia triticina
Lineage: Eukaryota; Fungi; Basidiomycota; Pucciniomycetes; Pucciniales; Pucciniaceae
Exons: 5
Coding region: 1-1209 (402 amino acids)
Biological process (GO): mitochondrial protein processing; protein quality control for misfolded or incompletely synthesized proteins
Cellular component (GO): mitochondrial inner membrane
Molecular function (GO): metalloendopeptidase activity
Source: RefSeq, a predicted model, not a curated record